AUGGAUCGUGCGGAGUCGUCUGGCGAGUCGCAAAGACGCGCGAAACGGACAAAGAGGAGCUCGGUUGCAUGCCGGAGAUGUCAUGCCCAGAAGGUCAAGUGCUCUGGAGGUACCCCAUGCAGUGCCUGCUUGACCGCUGGCCAGGCGAGUGCUUGUAACUAUCCUUUUCGAGAGCGAAAAGUCACAAUAUCUGAGAGCUACCUGAAACAAUUGGAGGCCGCCUCGAAUGUUCUCAGACAUCAAAAUGAAUCUGCCCGCAGCCAGCCGAGGAGUCCCAUUGACGUCGACCAGCUACUUGACUCGACGAUAACAUCAGCAGUAUCAGACCUCGGUGUCGUAAACCCGUUGUUCGAUGCACGCCGGGAGAAGCCACCCACUCAGAUCGUAACGGAACCGUCCUUCGUUGGUGAAGCGGCAUGCGAUGCCUUUAUCGAGAGGCUUCUGCAGUCGCUCAGCCAGAGAGAAGCCAACUCACUCCCGCCACCGCACAAGUACAUGAUAGACCUUCCUGGAGCACGUAUGCCCGCCAUUAACUAUACCCUACCCGACCGAGUCCACGCCAAGCUCCUGAUCCAGGUGGCCGCGAGGUUCAUCGGAAAUGGCCAGCAUCUCUAUUUAAAUUCGUAUAUGGAGGAGGUCGACAGUGUCUACAAAAAAGAUGCCGAACCUAGCUCUAUAUGGUUGUGUAAGUUGUUAGCAUUGGUCGCUCUUGGUGAGUUGUACUCGAAUAGGCGGCGCAGUAACGGUGACAAUAGGGCGCCAGGGGAGGAAUAUUUUGUAUCUGCUUUGAGUAUGUUACAUGAUCAAUAUGAAGAUACCACAACUCUACAUGUCGAGGUUUAUCUUUUACUGGCCUGUUACUCGAAUGCACUCGGUCGCGUUAGAUCUGCCUACACAUAUUCAGGUAUUGGGAUGAGAAUCGCGCUAAGCCUUGGCAUGCAUCGAUCAUCAUCGUCUCUACAUACCAGUGCUGUCGAGCGGGAGUCCCGGCGCCGCAUAUGGUGGUCUCUUUACCUUUUUGAUCGGCUUACUUGCUCGAAGCUCGGCCAACCAACGGCUGUGAAUGACGAUGACAUCGACGUGGAGCUCCCGACGAUGGAUGGGUUAACACCUGAAGAGAAGGAAGAAUUUCCAGAUCCACGCCACUUAUUCGCGAGCGUUGGCCUUGCGAAGAUAGCAGGAGACAUAUUGAGCGAUAUAUACUGUAUGCCAGGACGAAAGAAGAUCCACUUCGUGAAGAGGGUCCACGGUAUUCUAAGCAACCUCCGAGACUGGGAUGACACGCUACCUCAACACCUCGCUUUCCGCUGGGACGAUUCAAACCGCCAUGUCGCCAGUCUCCACCUCUGUUACAACCAGUGCAUAAUCCACACAACACGACCAAUUUUACUACACUUAUUCCGCGUGCAGUUCUGUCUGGAUGGGUCCCGCACCGCAGACCAGCCAUCGCAGAGCUUCUCGCCGACGACGACGGCGCUGGCUGAUAGCUGCGUAAAUGCGGCGCGUACGUCCAACCGCAUUCUUUCCAAGCUAUUUGUUGACGGCACAUUGGCUACUCUGGGCUACUGGGACGCGCACUACCUUUUCUCUUCUACUCUGAUUCUUCUCAUGUCCGCCGUCAUGAGCCCCAGUCAGGCUGUCUCUGACGCUGUUGACACUGCUCUCAGUGUGCUAUGCUCCAUGCGUGAUGAUGGUAACGUUCCCGCCAAUGACUACUAUGAACGCCUUCUUCUUGUGCAGAAAAGCAUUGCCGAGCUGAGGGAUGGAGUCAGGAAAGGGAGAGAUGGUGGACCCCCAACCGCCGCGCAGAGUCCUCAAAUCGCAGGCACAGGCCAUGAAAGGGCACAGUUAGACGAGGUUGGCUGGGCUGCACAGAAUAAUGACGUUGGAGGUGUUGGGAUCGAAAAUUUCAGGCUCGAGGACAAUCUUGACGCGCUGGCCAAUCCUUAUAUUGACGGCUUCUUGGCCGAGAAGUCUUUCACCUGGCCGUCGAAUGCAUUUCCUGAUGGAACUACCUUGCAGCAGUUUGCGAACGAGCUCGGCGUUAGCUUUGGCCUACUCGACCCUCAUUGUGGCUAG
Penicillium roqueforti is the source of this 2079-nucleotide messenger RNA. Its product is annotated as transcriptional regulator family TF. Gene Ontology annotation, cellular component: nucleus. The transcript is spliced from 5 exons. Lineage: Eukaryota; Fungi; Ascomycota; Eurotiomycetes; Eurotiales; Aspergillaceae. The record is from RefSeq and is a predicted model, not a curated record. The coding region runs from base 1 to 2079 and encodes 692 amino acids. Gene Ontology annotation, biological process: DNA-templated transcription; positive regulation of transcription by RNA polymerase II. Gene Ontology annotation, molecular function: sequence-specific DNA binding; zinc ion binding; DNA-binding transcription factor activity, RNA polymerase II-specific.